Equus caballus (horse) is the source of this 1029-nucleotide messenger RNA. The record is from RefSeq and is a predicted model, not a curated record. NCBI's taxonomy places the organism in Eukaryota, Metazoa, Chordata, Mammalia, Perissodactyla, Equidae.
AUGCUCACUGCAUGCCCUCAGAUGCCCAUGCUAACUGCCUGCCUUCAGAUGCCCAUGCUAACUGCCUGCCCUCAGAUGCCCAUGCUCACUGCAUGCCCUCAGAUGCCCAUGCUCACCGCCUGCCCUCAGAUACCCAUGAUAACUGCCUGCCCUGAGAUGCCCAUGCUCACUGCAUGCCCUCAGAUGCCCAUGCUCACUGCCUGCCCUCAGAUGCCCAUGCUCACUGCCUGCCCUCAGAUACCCGUGCUAACUGCCUGCCCUGAGAUGCCUAUGCUAACUGCUCCCAUCUCAAGAGAGGACACCUACAGCCUCGUGCCCGUGAACCUGAGAGCCGCCAACCGCCUUCAACCUUGGCUAUGCUUCCUGCGCUCUGGCGCAGCCACGUUCCUUCUCCUUGCCCUGCUCGCUGAGCUUGGAAGGCUGCAUGCCCGCCUGGAUUCUGACGGGGUAUUCCUGCAGGUCACAGUUCCACGGAAGAUAAAGUCAAACGAGAGUGAAGGUUUAGAGAAGCAGGUGAUUUAUAUCAUUACAAUUGAUGAAAACUACACUCUGCAUCUCAGAAAACACUCAUUCUUAUCCCAGAACUUUUUGGUUUAUGCAUGCAAUGAAAAUGGAUCUUUGCAUGCUGAGUCUUCAUAUUUUAAGAUGCAUUGCCAUUACCAAGGAUAUGUUGCAGAUUUUCCAAAUUCAGUUGUGACACUCAGCAUCUGUUCUGGACUCAGGGGAUUCCUUUAGUGUGAAAAUAUCAGCUGUGGAAUCGAGCCGUUGGAAUCUUCAGCAGGAUUUGAGCACAUAAUUUAUCAAGUGAAAAAUGACAAUCCAGACAUACCACUGUUAUCAGAAAAUUACAGCAAUAUUUGGCAGAAAGACAAGCCCUACAAGGUUCAUUUAAGCUCACAGGUAACUGUGAUGAUUCUGAUGUUAUGACAUACUAUGAAAUUACUUCUGUAGAAUUUUGUUAAUAGUGAAAAGGAACUAAGCUGUUGAGCAGGAAUAUUGAGUUUGAUAUCUUCUUUCUAUACCUUUAAA